This is a messenger RNA of Linum trigynum, 576 nucleotides long. The record is from the annotation of a GenBank genome assembly. NCBI's taxonomy places the organism in Eukaryota, Viridiplantae, Streptophyta, Magnoliopsida, Malpighiales, Linaceae.
AUGAAGAAUCUGGACAAUGAACUUAUUAAGUUCAUUAUUUCAAGGUGGGAUGGGAAGAAUAACUGUAUCCACUUGGAUGAUGGAAAGAAGAUUUGUAUUACGGAAGAGGAUGUUUACAGAGUUUAUGGUCUUCCAAGGGGACCAAAUGUUGUGUGUUUGCAGAAAACAUCAAAGGUGAAUUCUAACCUUGGUAAAGAUUAUGGUUUCUGUAAAACUGGGAAGGGUACUGUUGGUUUUGAGAAUUUGAGGGCUUGUAUGGGAGCGAAGAAGUCUGAUUCUAGGUGGGUGAAUAUGUAUGUGCUGAUGAUUUUUUGCCGCCUUUUCGAAUCUGUUACAUCUAGGACGGUGACAAUAGAAUACUUGACUUUUCUUUCUCAAGGAAUGGUUAAGUAUUUUUGUGACUAUGAUUGGUGCGGUUAUGUGUAUGGUCUCAUUUGUGAUAAGGUGACAUCAAGUCAGCAUCACAGUUGGGUUGAGGGAGAUAUGCAUUUCUUGCUUGUUUGUUUCCUCGAUAGGACAACUGUGAAUGAGGAAGAGGCCAGCCGCUGUGUUAGUAAUUUGGUGCCAACCUCUUAG